This is a messenger RNA of Puma concolor (puma), 693 nucleotides long. The record is from RefSeq and is a predicted model, not a curated record. NCBI's taxonomy places the organism in Eukaryota, Metazoa, Chordata, Mammalia, Carnivora, Felidae.
UAGGCAGCCUGUGUCACUGUGGUCGGCAUGGUUUCCAGGAGGGCAGCUCCAUAGAGAUGGCCGCGACGGUGGGCAAGCGCCCUGGGUAUCCAUCCGUCCCUCCCGGCAUGGCAUGACGUCGCCUCCACUCCGGAGAAGAGCCAUGGAGGCCCCCCCUCUUCCUGAGCUGCUCGGCUGUCCAGGGGAAAUGAUGGCGCCCCUGAAGCAGUGCGUGGCCUGGCUGGAUGCCUAUUUCCAUGAGCCGGCGGCCCUCAAAGACCUCCCCUUGCCUGCGAUUCACCAUCCCGUUUUCCAGCGAGAUUCGUUCACCAGACAGGUGUUGUGGAAGCUGCUGAAGGUUGUCAGACUCGGAGAAACGGUUUCUUACCGGCAAUUAGCAGCCCUGGCAGGCAGGCCCCGAGCAGCGCGGGCAGUGGGCGGAGCGAUGAGGACCAAUCCUCUUCCCAUCCUCAUCCCGUGCCACAGAGUGGUCUGCAGCAGUGGAGCCGUGGGCAACUACUCCGCAGGCCGGGCCACAAAGGAGUGGCUUCUCGCCCACGAGGGCCGCCUGGCAGAGAAGCCGAGCUGUCCGGGAGGCUCCCGUGGGGGUGGCAUCCCCCGCCCCCAGCCUGCUGGCGGAACGGAGGACUUGUGGGAGUAAAUACUUGAGUGACACAUAAAGGUUCUAGCACAUUGGAGGUGGUCUGUGCGGUA